Molecule: messenger RNA, 1119 nt
Organism: Benincasa hispida (wax gourd)
Lineage: Eukaryota; Viridiplantae; Streptophyta; Magnoliopsida; Cucurbitales; Cucurbitaceae
Source: RefSeq, a predicted model, not a curated record
AUGAUUAAUGGUUUUAAUGAUCGGUGUGAGCGUGUGGGUCUGACUCAUUUGGUUUUUGUAGACGAUUUGAUGAUUUUCUAUGCAACUGAGAGAGAUUCUUUGGAGUUUAUAAGGCAGGUCCUGACAGAUUUUGUAGGGCUGUCUAGGUUAGUUGCAAAUAUUGGGAAGAGUUCUAUGUUUGUUGCGGGUGUGGAGUCUGGUGAGGCGAAGGAACUAGCUGCAUUUAUGGGAUUCUCUCUUGGUUCACUGCAUGUUAGGUAUCUGGGGUUACCUUUAUUGGUUGGUCAGUUGAGGGCUAUGGAUUGUGCACCUUUGAUACAGAGGAUUACAGCUCGUAUUAGAAGCUGGGCGGCGCGGUCCCUCUCUUUUGCUGGGAGUGCGGUGAGUCGGGGUGGUGCACAGGUGGCGUGGGAUGAGGUGUGCUUGCCAUUAGGAGAAGGGAGGUUGGGUGUGAAACAUGUGGCUUCAUGGAACCAGGCUGCUAUUAUGAAGCUGCUCUGGCUUCUCUUAAUUAAAUCGGGAUCAUUAUGGGUGGCAUGGGUAGAGACGUAUGUUUUGUGUGGGUUGUCUUUGUGGGCUAUUCGGAGUGAGGUUGGGAGGUCUUGGUGCUUAAGGGCUAUCUUGCAUUGUAGAUAUAGAUUCAAGCAUUUGGGAAUAGAGUGUCCUCCCGUUCCUGGCUCAAAAGAAAACCGAAUUGUUCGAGAUGCAUACGACAAAUGGAUUAGGGCUAACGAGAAAGUCUAUGCCUAUAUUCUUGCCAGCAUAUCUGAUGUAUUGGCUAAGAAACAUGAGAGCAUAAGUACUGCCAUGCAGAUCAUGGAGUCUCUGCGUGGGAUGUUUGGACAACUGUCCUUCUCCUUGAGACUUGAUGCUAUCAAAUACGUUUACAACUGUCGUAUGAAAGAAUGGGCCUCUGUUAGAGAACACAUUCUGGACAUGAUGUUCUGCACGAACGCACUCAUGAAUCAAAUAGAAUAUAACUUGACUACACUUUUCAACGGGCUACAGGCUUACCAGACCAUGAUGAGGGCUAAGGGAUUGGAACCAGAAGUAAAUGUUACUACUGCUGAGAAAAGAAGAUCGUCCUCUAAGAAGCCUGAUAUUGCUUCUUCUUCAUAA